AUCUGCUCUGUGGGCUGCUGGUCAAAUCAGGGAGCCGAGGAGUCGCGAACUACGAAUCUCUGCCGCUGGAUGUCCAGGAGAGCCAAGACACCACAAAGUACCAGACAGUUUCCUCUGCCUUCUCUCAGUGGCUGAUGGUAUAAAUCUGAAAAACAGGAAAAAGGCUCGUAUCUCACAGGAACCAUUUAAGCUUCUCACAUCGGCUGAUACAUCAUGGCUAUAGUCCUCCACUCCAGCCCCCUCCUAUGGACACGGUUGGCAGCCCUGAUCUUCACCUGCGUGGCCUUCUCCUUGGCCGUGCAUGGAGGCCGACUCUACCACGGCACCGGAGACUGGUGCAUCUUCUGCUGGGCUUUCAGUUUCGCCGGGACUCUACUCGUCCUCCUGGUGGAGCUCUUCGGCCUCCAGACCAGAGCUCCUGUUUCCUGGAAGAACUUCCCCAUCACCUUCGCCUGUUACGCCGCCCUGCUCUGCCUGUCCGCCUCCAUCAUCUUCCCCCUCUACUUCCUCAAGGGCUCCACGGGCCAAGGUGAGACCGGCACCUACCGCAUCGUGUCCACCGUCUUCUCCUGCCUGGCCACCAUCGCCUACAUAACCGAGGUGAGCAUCAGCAAGGCGCGUCCAGGCGAGGUGGCCGGCUACAUGGCCACGGCCCCAGGCCUGCUGAAAGUCUGCGAGACCUUCGUGGCCUGCAUCAUCUUCGUGUUCAUCAGUGACCCCGUGGUGUACGACCGAAACGCUGCGCUCAAGUACUGCAUGUCCGUCUACUGCAUCUGCUUCAUCCUGUCGGCGGCCGUCAUCCUGCUCUGCAUCGGCGAGUGCACCGGAUGCCUUCCCUUCCCGUUCGUACGCUUCCUGUCCGCCUAUGCCCUGCUGGCCGUGGUCCUCUACCUGUCAGCAGCCAUCGUCUGGCCCAUCUUCAACUUUGAUCCCAAGAAUGGCGGGUCAAAAGAUAGGCCCCACCACUGCAACUCCGAUCUGGGGCUGUGUAGCUGGGAUAAGCUCAUGGCGGUGGCUGUGCUCACGGCCGUCAACUUCCUCCUCUACCUGGCCGACCUUAUCUACUCCGGCCGCCUGGUGUUUGUCAGCGCUUGAGGGAAGAGAAAGGGUGUCAGGCCGGCAGUAUGCUUCAAAUAAAAUUGAAUUUGGCUGGUUCUCAAAGGCUGUUGAACUGCUGUCAAACACAGAGGUGCGAGCAAAUGCUAGUGUAAUCACUGCAACUCCGGUCUUGUUUAAUGGCAUCCACAUGAAGGAGCUUAUGGGACAUGAUGGGAGCAAACUGUGGAGUUAGACCACAACGGGUAUAGUUUAUAGUAUAGUUAUCUAGUGUGACUCCAUUUUGAAAUUUGGAUAUUUAAGGAUUCUGUACAAGUGGCCAAAAAGUACUUGAGUAAUGGUAGACCCAGGAUGUACUGAAGAUAAUGUAAUGGGUGCAGUGAUCAAAUCAAAAUUUUGUGGGUUCUUUUGUCCCCAGACUCACAGUAUUUGCCUCUGCAAACCCGCCAAAUUUGAUUUUGCGUGAAGUGUACUGCUUAGGAGAGAGAGAAGAGGGAGAGGUGUCAAUGGCUAUGUUUACACGUACAACAAUAUUCCCUUUUAAAUUACUGAGGCUCUCUGUUCAUUUGUUGGAGCAUGUAAAUGUCAACCCUUGCUUCCAGUGAACUGGAUAGACUCUAAUCUUGAUGAUGAGGGACCUGAAUGUGAUUGCUGGAUCUUUUUUAUUUUUAUUAAAGGCAGAAUGUACCCAUUGUACAAUACAAAAAUACAAGAUGUUUAGGAUCUGGAUAUGAGUAAGCUAUUUAAAGAAUCUCCAAGACAAGACUGUUAACAAGGAUACAAGCUAACAUCCAAAAUACUAUGUGCAUGUAAACAUAGUCUGUAAUGACAAAUGAAGAAAAAAUGAAGAAAAAGGCGGCUGAUUUUUGUUACAUUUUUUUUUUUUUUUGCAUAAUAUAUGUUAGUUCGAUGCUUUAGGUUUGUGUUCAAUUUUGUUGUCAGUUAUAAAAAAGACUGCCUAUCAGUAUUUCUGUUUUUUAAUUGCCAGAGGAAAAGAUAAAGAAGCUAAGAUAAGUAAACUGUUGGAGAGAACAAAAGGAAAUCCAAGUUCUGUUUUGUGGACGAUUUCAUUAAUAAAAUUGAGUGUUUUGUUUUCCCAACAGUAUGCAGAGCAGCUGAUCAGAUUGUAAUGUUUAUGUCUUUUUUACAAGGCUCCAAUGUUGUCACAUAUAAAGAAGAGCAAAAAUAGUUUACAUUUUGUUAAGAUGAAUGCUAGGCUAGCUUUUUGCUCCUGUUAUGAUAUAUGUGUAUUCGUAUCUGCAAGCUACAAUCAAUGGGGAGAAUAUAUAUAUAUAUAUAUGUGGAAAGAACUUAUGCUAGAAUAUGGAGUAAAAAAACCCACAAGAAAAGUAUGUUCAAAGUGCACUUAAUAUUAGUAUUUUCUAUGUGUGUUUUAAAUUUCUGGUGUCUCCAAAUAUCAAAGCAUCUAUUAACACCCAACUCACACCACUAAAUUUAUAAAUGUUGUCAAUUGGGUUUAUUGGAUUUGUACUGCUGUAAUGAAUACUCAGUGAAAGAGACCAAAAAGAAAUGCUUCUCUCUCUCUAGAGGGUGUCAGUGUUAUAUUCUUCAGCUUUUUUUUUAUAUUCAACAGUACAUGUUUCAGUGUUGUAUUAAAAUAAUCCAGUGUGUCAAUAAAACCACAUGUUAAACAGAUGUGUGUGUGAUUGUAAGUUAAA
Molecule: messenger RNA, 2735 nt
Organism: Anoplopoma fimbria (sablefish)
Lineage: Eukaryota; Metazoa; Chordata; Actinopteri; Perciformes; Anoplopomatidae
Gene: myadmb
Product: myeloid associated differentiation marker b
Exons: 2
Coding region: 214-1095 (293 amino acids)
Cellular component (GO): membrane
Source: RefSeq, a predicted model, not a curated record